AUGAGCGCCCCCCAGGCCAACAGGGGGAAACGGCGAGGCGUCGCCGCCACCGCAACGGGCGGCCGCAGCCGCCAGGGAUGGAAGGGGCAUGGCGCGGCCACGACGCGGCCAGGCAGGGGCAGCGGAGACGGCAAGCGGCGCGUGCUGGGUGUCGACCCAACCUGUGUGGGCGAGGCGCCCGGGCGGUGGCCGCUGCGACCGACGACGGGCAGGGCUAGCGGGGGCGGUCGGGCGUGGACGGCGCUGAGCAGUAGCGGGGCCACCGCGGGAUGGAAACGGGGCGGCGGUGCGAGGAGUCGACGAGCGCAGGUGGAGGUGGCCGCGGACGACUGUGGCGGGGCGGCGGGGCUCGCGCAGGCGCAGGGGUGGCGCAAGGCGACGGGCGCGCACGGCGGGGCGACCGGUGGAGUGCGUGUGUGCUGUGGACGGCGCCGGCGACAGAGGGGAAGGAAGGGAGCUCACGGGGGGGACUGUAGGGUUCGGGGCAGCGGGGCAUGA
Messenger RNA from Aegilops tauschii subsp. strangulata, 498 nucleotides. The record is from RefSeq and is a predicted model, not a curated record. Lineage: Eukaryota; Viridiplantae; Streptophyta; Magnoliopsida; Poales; Poaceae.